Messenger RNA from Triticum aestivum (bread wheat), 1639 nucleotides. RefSeq names its product DIMBOA UDP-glucosyltransferase BX9. NCBI's taxonomy places the organism in Eukaryota, Viridiplantae, Streptophyta, Magnoliopsida, Poales, Poaceae. Gene Ontology annotation, molecular function: quercetin 7-O-glucosyltransferase activity; quercetin 3-O-glucosyltransferase activity. The transcript is spliced from 3 exons. Bases 120 to 1508 code for a protein of 462 amino acids. The record is from RefSeq and is a predicted model, not a curated record.
CCAAUCCAAAUCCAUCCAACUACUACUAAUGAUUACGUUCCCUGUAUAUAUAGGAACCAAACACUAUACGGAUCGAUAUCUCCAUCACCAAUCAGGCACUCCCCUCCCUAACAAAAGCCAUGGCCAGCGAGGCGGGGAAGGCUCCGGCGAUCCCCGGCCGGCGCGUGCUCAUGUUCCCGCUGCCGUUCCAGGGCCACCUGAGCCCGAUGCUGCAGCUGGCGGCCGUGCUGCACGCCCGGGGCCUCCGCGUCACCAUCUUCCACGCCGCCUUCAACGCGCCGGACUCCGUGGCGGGGUACCGCUUCGUGCCCGUCGGAGCCGGCGUGCCGGCCGCCGACCUCGUCCCUACGGGCAGCGAUGCUGACUUCGUCGGGGCGCUGCUGCGCUUCAACGAGCGCCUGCAAGGAGCUUUCCAGAACAGCCUCCGCGAAGUGCUGGAGGAGGAGGAGGGAGCGCGGCCGGCGUGCCUGGUGCUGGACUCCAACCUCCGAGGCAUGCAGGUGGUCGCCGACCGGCUCGGCGUGCCGACGCUGGUGCUUCGCACGGGCGGCGCCGCUUGCCUCGUCGCCUACAUGGCCUUCCCGGCGCUGUGCGACAAGGGCCUCCUCCCGCUACAAGAUCAUGCGCAAUUGAACAUGCCACUGGAUGAUCUCCAACCACUCCAGCUAGGAGACAUGGUCUUCUCAACCACAACUCCGCAUGAAACAAUGUCCAAUUGCCUUGAACGCAUUAUGGAAUCUGCGAGGUAUUCUUCUGGUGUCAUCAUUAACACCUUUAGUGAGCUUGAAGGCGCCGACCUCCAAAAGAUCAUCCAUGGUCUAGGUGUUCCAGUGUACGCAGUUGGUCCGCUUCACAAAAUAUCUCCAAGUGCCCAGAGCAGCCUGUUGGAUGCAGACAAAACUUGUUUGAAUUGGUUGGAUAAGCAGGAGGCGAAGUCCGUUCUAUUUCUGAGCAUUGGGAGCUUGGCAUCCAUGACCCAGGAAGAGCUAGUGGAGACCGCAUGGGGCUUGGCCAAUAGUUGCAUGCCAUUUCUUUGGGUGAUUAGGCCAAACUUGGUUCAAUGUUCAGGGAAGGUAGGCCUACCUGAAGGCUUUGAGGAGGUGACACGUGGUAGGGGAAUGGUGGUGAGUUGGGCCCCUCAACAAGAAGUUCUUGGGCACCAAGCAGUUGGUGGCUUUUGGACCCAUAACGGCUGGAACUCGACGUUGGAAAGCAUAUGUGAGGGUGUUCCGAUGAUAUGUAGACCCCAUUUUGCCGAUCAGAUGAUAAAUGCCAGGUAUGUCCAGGAGGUCUGGAAGGUAGGAUUUGAGUUAGAGGGAAAGUUGGAGAGGGGGAAGAUUGAGAGGAGUGUUAGAAAGUUGUUUUGCCACGAAGAAGGUGGAGAGAUGAGGUGGAGGGCGAAAGAUCUCGAGGACAAAGCAACCGAGUGUAUGAAGAAAGGAGGCUCUUCAGAAACUAGAAUCAAUUUGUUGGUGAAUUUUAUGAUGUCAUUACCUUGUUCCAUUUAGAUGAGACUUGUUUUGUAUUUUCAUAUGAAUUCAUUCCUGAAACUUAGAAUGUUGUUACCGUACAUGGACUUGUUUGGCAUAUGUGUGAACUCUUACAUAUUGCCUAAUACAUUUCUGCAAAUUCCUCAUAA